Molecule: messenger RNA, 3471 nt
Organism: Anisakis simplex (herring worm)
Lineage: Eukaryota; Metazoa; Nematoda; Chromadorea; Rhabditida; Anisakidae
Source: the annotation of a GenBank genome assembly
AGCUCGAUAGAAUGCGAAGAAUUAAAUUUUUCGGCAUGGAGUAUCGAUCUUGGUCAGGUGAUAUAUUCAUCGCUAUUACCCACCUCAGUUGAAUGGCAGUCACUGGAUAUUCUCGCGAAAAGAAUAUACCUCGAACCCGUUUAUCAGUCAAAUGCUCAAUUUAUUCCGAACAUAAUGCUAACAGCAUGUAAAUACGAAACACCCAUAUCAUAUUUCAAUGAUCAGCCAUUUACGGUUGAUACACAUAAAGUGGGAAUUGUUUCAAUGUACGAGAAUCAACUUAAUGUUCAGUUUCGUACAUUCGAGAAUGGAAUAUUCAUAUUCUCACUGGCUGAUCAAGGCGACUUGUUGAUUGCUCAAAUUAUUCGUGGAACAAUCCAUAUAAUAUUCGACUUUGGUUCUUUGAGCCAUUCAACAAUAUCAGGAGGACUGGCACUGAACGAUGGAGAAUGGCAUGAUUUUCAGUGGGUACACCAGUUCGAUUCGGUGCAAUUAAUAAUUGACGGUGUUAUUAUGAACACCACUACACCAUCCGGACUGUAUCGAAAACUUGAUUUCGAUGCGCAUAUUCACGUAGCUGGCAGGCCACCGGAUGAUAUGAGUGAAGGCAUAGAGAUAUCAUUUCAUGGAUGCUUAGCAAGGCUUUACUUGAACAAUAUUGAUUUGUUAGCUGAAUUACCGACAGAACAAAAACGUGAAUGUCAAAUGCCUCGGCCACAACUGAUGACAAUAGCGAAGGGAGGCUUCGUCGAGAUACCGUUCUCAUUUCUUCCGUUCUCAAUCGAAUUCCGUAUUUUGCCACAACCCACAACGAUUCUCAUGCUAAGUGAUGCUCAAAAUGAUUCAUUGCUUGUGCUGAGUAUCAAUCAAAAUCAGCACCUCUCAAUUGCUACUAACAAGUCGAGAGUGGAACAAGUUUCUCAUCCAGGUACAAUACUCUUAUUUACUCUUAUGAUAGUUCAACAACGCUGUUAUGAUUGUGGAUUGGAUGAGUUGUAUAUUGGCUUGCUUGCGAUAAUUGAAGGCAGUGACUGGAUGGAGUUGAUGAGACAUAUUUCAGUGAUUGCAGUAGGUGAUGGAUCGUGGCAUUCCUUAUCGUUGAUGAUUUGGGGUGCGCGAUUGAAUGUUGACGUUGAUNAACUGGCCCAUUUCCAUCUGUCUGCAAUCGGUUGCUAUCGCUCGGCGACCGUCGCGUUUCGUUCAGCCAACUUCUUCGGCGAUGUCACGCUGGACACAUGCAAAUACAGUUUUCGGUGUGCACCGAAUCCAUGCGAAAACGAUGGUAUUUGUGAACAAAUAACUUUGAACGAUUAUCGCUGUAUUUGCAAACGGAAUUUCUACGGACGCACUUGUCAUUCUUGUCAGUUUUAUAACUCACAUUCGGUUUUCUUAUUCAAGUCUUGUUUUUUGAUAUCUUUUAUCUUUGUUCAACAUCGAGGAGACAGAUCCACUAGCAAGCGCGUAACCAUCAAAAACGUAUCGCUUGAUUUGGACGGUGGUCAUUUAUUGCGUCCAGUUACGGUUCAGUGUGCACGAACAAUAGAUCAAUUCGGUGGUAUGGAUCCUUCAGAUCAAGAUCAAACAAUCACAACAACACUUUAUCACAACCUGGAACCAUCUGGGCUGUUCGUGAGUGGAUACACCGAGCCAGGAUCAAUUCGUAAAACGCUUCAGUAUGGAUUGGAGUUGAAUCAGAUCGAUCGUUUCGUUGAUGGUUUCGAAUGGUGUGAGCAGUACAUGCGAUACGAAUGUCGCGGUGGUGCAAAGUUGAUGACGUUUGGCUACGAAAGACGACCGUCGUCGUGGUACGCGACACGGAACGGCCAACACGGUUUGCAAUGGGCUGACGCAGCGCCGUAUUCACGGAUGUGCUCGUGUGCAAUCAAUUCGUCGUGUAUCCACAAUCGAAUGUGCAAUUGCGACAGUGGUGAGGAUGCGGUCGAUGAGGGUUUCAAUUCACAUAUGCAACUACUGCCCAUCAUGAAUCUCUACCUCGGUGGCACUACACCCAGCUCGUCGAUUAACGUCUCGAUCGGUGCGCUCGUUUGCUCACAUCGAUCCGUAUUCGACACAAUCUCAUUGCUGAGUCGAGAUAUUCAUUUGAGUGGUUCACAGUCAUUUGCGGCAUCACUACUCGACAUCAGCAUGCACGUUCGUUUCGGUCAUCCACGAAUGAACAUCUUCACCUGGCAGUCGGUGAAUGCUCAACGUUGGUAUCAGUUGUACACAGCCGGUGGUCAGCUCAUUGGUCAACUAGUGAACGGUGGUAAUGUGAUUGAAAUUGAAUCGGAUCUUCCGAUCAAUGACGAUAAAUGGCAUCACGUCUAUUGGGAGGUGCACGAGGACGGUAUGGUGUUGAAGGUGGAUGGAAGUGUCGCGUAUUUGAAUCAGUCCAUUGUAUUACCUCACACGUACACUUGGAUUAUUGGAUCACGAACACAACAUGGCUUAUCUGGAUAUGCGGGCAUGAUCAGAAAUCUCUAUUUGUGCGGAAAGGAAAUUCAGCUGUCGUCAUUACUUCGAAAAUUGCCCAUAUCACACGUUCAGCUUAUUAAGAUCGGUGAACGUGGUGUGUGUAGGAAGGACAGUUGUGCGAAUGAUGCUAUAUGCACUGAACUUUAUGAUAGUUACGUAUGUAAUUGCUCAACAACACCGUUCACUGGACCGAAAUGUGAUCAAGAUAUUGGUAUGUCAGUUCCGAAAGGAUCGCACCUUUCUAUACCGUGGCAACACCCAGCGCACAAAGCAUCUUGUUUUCGUAUCGCCAUACAAUCAUAUUCACUUAAUUAUUCACUUAUUCGUGCCAAAGCGCUCUUCGCUGAUUCCGAAUUUAAUCUCACUGUCAAUGAACAUGGUUAUUUGGAUAUGUCAGUGUUCGAUGGUUUUUUCUUUCAUCACAGAUCCUCAGAUACAUAUCAUCGCAUCAGCGAUAACGAAAUGGCUGAUAUUCGAUUUUGUGCCGAUAAAACUGCGUUCACUAUGACCAUCAAUAAUGAUGAAUCAAUAUCAAUGCAAGGCAACUGGACGUUCUUUGAGCAGUUGAACGUUUGGAAUUUUUUGGAUAAAAAUUUCACAGGGUGUAUCACACGAUUACAGGUGGGAAGCGGAUUUCCGCUAAAAGAUCCAUCCUCAUCGCGGUUAUCUUAUAAGGGCGAUAUUCGGUUUGGUAGUUGCCCCUUCGAUCAACUGAUGUUUCCAUCAGGUGAAGUCGAUGAGGAACAAGAAAUUCACUCCGAGAUACAAAUCCAUGCGAUCGUCGAGUAUCGUAAUUCGUUGAUGAUUUUAGCGCCCAUAAUCGCCCUUGUAGCUGCUUGUGCGAUAUUAUUAUUGAUACUAACGAUAGUUUGUUGGAUUCGAAAUCGGCCAGAUGGAGUCUAUAAAACAAACGAGAACAUUCUGGCGUAUUGCAGUCCGAGUCGAUCUGAGGAACCAUUAGUUGUGAAUAAUUUAACGAAGGAAUAUUUUUGUUGA